AUGACCGUGAUACAUAUCGUCCUAUUCAAAUUUCGUCCAGAAGUUACCCAAGACCACAAGCAAAAAUUCAUCUCGGAACUCAAAACCCUAAAGCGUCUUCCCUGCGUCAAAGAUGGUCGGCUCAUCGUUGGUGGCCCAUCCAUAACCGAUCCUAUUGAACGAAGUAAAGGAUUCGAGAUUGCUCUAGUGAGCUAUCAUGAAAACAGGGAUGCUUUAGCUGAGUACCAAGCGAGUGAUGAGCACCACCGGCAUGUUUCACAAGACCAAACUAUACUACUGGGCGACUGCUAA
Aspergillus tanneri is the source of this 291-nucleotide messenger RNA. RefSeq names its product Dabb family protein. The record is from RefSeq and is a predicted model, not a curated record. The transcript has 2 exons. Bases 1 to 291 code for a protein of 96 amino acids. NCBI's taxonomy places the organism in Eukaryota, Fungi, Ascomycota, Eurotiomycetes, Eurotiales, Aspergillaceae.